AACAAUCUAGGUAUCCUGUGGUCUGAAAGGGAUGAAAUUAAAACUGCGCAGACUUACUUGGAAUCUGCAGAAGCCUUGUAUAAUCAAUACAUGAAAGAGGAUGGAAAUCCUCCCCUGGAUCCCAGUGAACAUUUCAUGUCAGAAGAGGAAAAACUCACAGACCAAGAAAGAUCCAAAAGAUUUGAAAAAGCCUAUACACAUACUCUGUAUUACCUGGCACAAGUCUACCAACACCUGGAGAUGAUUGAGAAGGCUGCUCAGUAUUGCCAUACUACCCUUAAACGACAGCUUGAGUAUUGUGGCUACUACCCGGUAGAAUGGGCGCUCAAUGCUGCUACUUUGUCACAGUACUAUCUCUCUAAGCAAUGCUUUAUGGAGUCCCGACACUGUUUAGCAGCAGCCAGUGUCAUCUUUAGCCAAGCUGGACAGGUGCCAUCUGCUGAAGACAAUGAAACAGAGCAAGACCAACAGGACCUUCGACAAAGAAAAGCUGAAAUUGCAAGAUGUUGGAUUAAGUAUUGCCUGAAUCUUCUGCAAAGUGCUCAGAAAUUACUUGAGGAUAACAUAGGAGAACUGGAUCCAGACAGGCAAUUGGAACUUAAAGCCCAAAGGAAGAAGGAGGAGGAUGAAAAAGAGAAGGGCAGGAAGAAAGCUGUCCUUUUUGGGACGAGUGAUAUAUGCGACUCUGUCUUAGCCAUGGAAGAGAAAGUGAGCAGCGUAUAUCCUUUAGAUUUUCAAGAAGCCAGAGAAAUCUUCCUAGUUGGUCAGAACUAUGUUCAGGAAGCAAAAGAGUUCUUUCAGGUUGAUGGUUAUGUUACUGACCAUAUUGAAAUUGUUCAGGAUCACAGUGCUUUGUUUAAGGUACUUGCUUUCUUCGAAGAAGACUAUGAGAGACGUUGCAAAAUGCACAAGCGUAGAAUAGACAUGCUGGAGCCUAUAUAUGCAGACUUGAAUCCUCAGUACUAUCUGUUGAUUAGUAGGCAGCUUCAGUUUGAACUAGCUGACACCUAUUACGAGAUGAUGGAUUUAAAGGUAGCUAUUGGUAACAGGUUAGAGGAGCUAGACUCCCACACAAUUAAAAAAAUUAAUUCUCUGGCUCAAUUAGCAAUCAAAUAUUAUGAACUCUUCUUAGAUUCUUUGAGGAACCCAGAUAAGGUGUUUCCUGAAGAGCUUGAGGAAGAUGUUCUUCGCCCUGCAAUGGUGGCUAAAUUUCAUAUUGCACGACUAUAUGGUAAGCUUAUUACAUCAGAUAGCAAAAAGCAAUUGGAAAAUAUGCAGACAUCAUUGGAAUAUUACACAUUUCUGGUAGACUAUUGUGAGAAGUACCCAAAUGCUGUUCGCGCUGUUGAAACUGAACUAGAACUCAGUAAGGAGAUGGUGGGUCUUCUUCCAACAAGGAUGGAGAGGCUGAGAGCAAAACUGUGUCCGUUCAUAUAAAUACUUGCCUUGAAGGAAAUGUGCACUAUUAAAAUGUUAUCUGUCCAAACCAGUGCUGUCAGACAGCUUCCAUGCUGAUUGAUAGAACUAAGGUGUGUACAGUCUGGCAGUCCACCUAGAGCCCACAGUAGUAUAUCUUCGUGAGAAACUCUGAGCUCUUCAGUUCAGUAGCUCACCCACACUAAUGGUGUAACCUUUAAAUGUAAAGUGAUGUCCAGCUAAUGCUUUGUGUUGUUUGUCCAUGUAAACCUUUUCUCCCCUAGGGCUUUUUCCUUUGGCAUAUGGUUCAGUUUCUAAAUGUAGUGCUGUAUGAAAAUUGUUUCUUUUAAGAGAAUCUGUUUCUCUAGGAAAAUUUUUCUAAGAAACCUGAGGCACUUUCUUCCAACUAGAAUAUAUUUUCUCUCUUCUAACCUUUGUCCCCAGAAAACUUUGUCAUUAUGAAGAGAACUUUGUUAUUUUCUGUAUUUAUUUUGUAUGUUGCUCAGUGUUUUCUUUUCCCACUUGUUAAUAAAAACCUAGUUGAUAGAGGCUCAAUAAAUGGACUAGCUUGGCUAAAAGUU
This is a messenger RNA of Antrostomus carolinensis (chuck-will's-widow), 1997 nucleotides long. It is a transcript of the gene KIFBP, whose product is annotated as kinesin family binding protein. Gene Ontology annotation, biological process: neuron projection maintenance; central nervous system projection neuron axonogenesis; microtubule cytoskeleton organization. The record is from RefSeq and is a predicted model, not a curated record. The transcript is spliced from 6 exons. The annotation marks the transcript as partial. Lineage: Eukaryota; Metazoa; Chordata; Aves; Caprimulgiformes; Caprimulgidae. Gene Ontology annotation, molecular function: protein binding.